CGGAGGGGGGCAGUAUUUACAACACAGAGGGAAGCAGCUACCUUAUAUAUAGUCAUAAGUGAAACCCUGCGAGACGAAGAAGUGGCGCUUUCUCUCUUCAGCAUUAGUUCAGACUUCUAUGUACUACAGAGGUUGCUGUCAUGCCUGCUAGAAAGACUGCCACCAAGAGGAAAUCUGAGGCUAUUGCCGAGGAUAAGGCCCUUCCGAAAAAAGUAAAAGUUUCUCAUAAAAGCCAUGCAAAGGAAGCAGGUGAAGUCCUUGUCCUGGGUCAGGGUGAUGUUGGACAGCUGGGUUUAGGUGAAGAUGUCCUGGAGAGAAAGAAGCCAGCACUUUUGUCUCUGCCAGAGAAAAUGGUACAGGUUAUAGCUGGAGGGAUGCACACAGUGUGUUUGAGCGUCUCUGGCAGUGUCUACACGUUCGGCUGUAAUGAUGAAGGGGCCCUGGGUCGAGAAACGUCAGGUGAAGGGUCUGAGAUGGCUCCAGGGAAGGUGGCGUUGGAGGAGAAGGUCAUCCAGGUGUCUGCAGGGGACAGUCACACAGCUGCGCUCACAGAGACCGGACAGGUUUACUUGUGGGGCACCUUCAGGGAUAACAAUGGUGUAAUUGGUCUUCUGGAAGCACUGAAAACAUCUCGUGUUCCAGUCAAAGUCCCCAUGCUGGAACUCGUGGUGAAAAUUGCAUCAGGUAAUGAUCAUUUCGUCAUGGUAACACUCGGGGGAAAUCUCUACACAUCAGGAACAGCUGAGCAGGGUCAGCUAGGAAGACUGUCGGAGCAUUUUAUAGACAGAGGAGGCAGGCGAGGUCUUGACCACCUGCUGAUACCAAAGGUGGUAAAUUUCAGAGGUAAAGUUCAUUUCGCAGACGUCUUCUGUGGAGCCUACUUUACUUUCGCCAUAUCAACAGCCGGACACGUGUACGGAUUCGGCCUCUCUAAUUACCACCAGCUGGGCACUAAAGGCAUAAAGACAUGCUUUGUCCCAGUGAAUCUCACCUGCUUCAAGAACUCCACCAAAUCUUGGGUUGACUUUGCAGGAGGACAGCAUCACACCAUCUGUCUUGACUCUGAAGGCCAGGUUUAUAGCCUGGGCAGAGCAGAUUAUGGCCGCCUUGGUUUGGGCGAGGGAGCUGAAGAGAAGAGUGAGCCCACACAGGUGAAGGGCAUUGAACCGGCCACGAGUGUAACCUGUGGGGCAACAGUGAGCUACGCCAUCACCAGAGAAGGGUCACUUUAUGCCUGGGGCAUGGGCACAAACUUGCAGCUUGGCACAGGACAGGAGGAUGAUGAGUGGAGCCCUGUGAAGGUAACUGGAAAACAGCUGGAGAACCGUGCAGUUCUGAUGGCGUCCAGUGGAGGGCAGCACACCGUCCUUUUGGUCAAAGACAAGCAGGAAAGCUGAGGUCUAUCUACAGCACAGGUUAUUGGGGGACUUUGGCUCUGAUUUAAAAAGGGGACCCUAUUAAAGGGGUAGUGGGCCAUCUGAUUGUAGCUUUGCGAUGGAGGGGGGCUCUCGCUCUGCUUUUUCCCUUUUGAGAAGAACUUUUUUGUGAAUGUUUCACAGAUCAUGACAAAUGAGUCUAUUUUUUUAAUCGCUAGUUUUUCAUGUUCUCUUUGAGCUUAUUAAAAGUCAUCAGAAUGAUGACCGAAUGCGGUUGUGUAUGUCAUAUUUGUAAAUUAGACCAUGUCUAAGCAAAUAAGAGAGCGGAGCUUUUAACGACGUUUCCACGCUAUAGUUUUUUAAUGUUUAUCCUUUAAAGCAAUAUUUCUGUUCACCUUGUUUCAUCAGACAUCCUCCUUAACCAUAUGAGACUACUGUUCAUUUUACACAAGUCAUGCAACAUGAGUUUGGAUUUUUAAAGGCGUUUGGAAACCUGUCUUAUUGUGUGCUUCAUUUUGUUGGUUUCCCAGUCUGAAAAUAAAGACAGUUUGUAAAAAA
This is a messenger RNA of Cynoglossus semilaevis (tongue sole), 1934 nucleotides long. It is a transcript of the gene rcc1, whose product is annotated as regulator of chromosome condensation 1. Bases 141 to 1397 code for a protein of 418 amino acids. Gene Ontology annotation, cellular component: cytoplasm. NCBI's taxonomy places the organism in Eukaryota, Metazoa, Chordata, Actinopteri, Pleuronectiformes, Cynoglossidae. The transcript has 10 exons. The record is from RefSeq and is a predicted model, not a curated record. Gene Ontology annotation, molecular function: guanyl-nucleotide exchange factor activity.